Molecule: messenger RNA, 558 nt
Organism: Aspergillus fijiensis CBS 313.89
Lineage: Eukaryota; Fungi; Ascomycota; Eurotiomycetes; Eurotiales; Aspergillaceae
Product: GFA family protein
Exons: 3
Coding region: 1-558 (185 amino acids)
Molecular function (GO): carbon-sulfur lyase activity
Source: RefSeq, a predicted model, not a curated record
AUGUCGGACAAGCCCGAAGGCACUAAAGACAUGGCCCAGCGGCCGCCCUACCAGCACCGGUCCGCCGAGGACUUCGGUGAGGUCAAGUGGCGCGGCAAGUGCCAGUGCGGGCAAGUCAAAUACAAGCUCAACAAGGAGAAGCCUCUCAAGGCCAAGUUCUGCCACUGUCGCGGGUGUCAGAUGACCCAUGCUGCCCCCUUCCAAUGGGCCGCCAUCUUCCACAAGGAGAACCUGCUCUUCGAAAAGGGCGCCGAGGGUCUGGCAUUCUACUCCUCCACCAACAAGACCCGGGAAUACUCCCUGCCCACCAAGGUCUUCUGUUCGUGGUGCCGGUCGCCGAUCAUGGACGAAGGACGGAAUGUCUGUCUGCUGUUCCCGGAGUCGAUUGAGUGCGGAGACACCGACGCAGAGCGUCUGGAGUGGCGGAAGGCCUUCGAGGUCGAUUGCCAUAUCUUCUACAGCCAGCGGAUUCUAGAGAUCCCAGAUGGCAAGCUCAAGUGGGCUGGGAUGGACGAAGACAGUGAAAAGGUCGAUGAUAUGGGCAAGCCCACGGAAUGA